This is a messenger RNA of Chionomys nivalis (European snow vole), 1979 nucleotides long. RefSeq names its product coiled-coil domain containing 159 (gene Ccdc159). NCBI's taxonomy places the organism in Eukaryota, Metazoa, Chordata, Mammalia, Rodentia, Cricetidae. The record is from RefSeq and is a predicted model, not a curated record. The transcript has 12 exons. Bases 123 to 1343 code for a protein of 406 amino acids.
UGUGACUCCACUUUCGGCCUCCCUGCGUUUUCCAGCGAUGGUGUCUCCAUGGGAUCAAAACUUCAGCGUCACAGCUGGGGACUGGCUUCGUGGUCCCUGAUGGGCGAGCAUGAACAGGUGGUAUGUGCGACCCUCUUUUGGCCGGCCUACCCCGGGACCCUGACUACUGUGUCUCUCACCUCUACUCAUCUCCUUCACUCUCCAUCACACCUUGGCCUGCCAACGAGAAGAGGGGGUCCUCCUCAGACAGGGAUUUGGACUGUACCACCUGCUGGUCUAGGACCUGGGAGCCUGAGAUCGUGAAUGCUGCUUCAGAACAAGCAGCGAGGACUGUAGACUGGGGCCCUGAGUGGGACUCCAAGUGUCGGCCUCAUGAGGGUACCUCCAGUUCCAGCUCAGACCUGCUCAAGGAGCAUUGUCCCGGCCAGGACCUUGUGAAGAGGAACCACACAACCAAGAAGUCCCUGGAGUCUGGCUCUGCUAAAGUAAAAGUUAAGAACACCAUGCUAGUCCCUGACUCUCAGAAGCUCUUGCGAUGUGAACUAGAGUCUCUCAGGACCCAAUUGCAGGCUCAGACCAAGGCUUUUGAGUUCCUGAACCACUCUGUGACCAUGCUGGAAAAAGAGAGCUGCCUGCAGCAGAUCAAAAUCCAGCAGCUUGAAGAAGUAUUGAGCCCCACAAGCCGCCAAGGAGAGAAGGAAGGUCGUAAGUGGGGCACGGAACAGGGUCGGCAGGAGCUGUAUGGGGCCCUGGCCCAAGGCCUGCAGGGUUUGCAGAAGACACUGAGGGACGGGGAGGAGCUGCAAAGGGCCCGUACUACUCGCUGCCUACAGUUGUUGGCCCAGGAGAUCCGGGACAGCAAGAAGUUCCUGUGGGAGGAACUGGAGCUCGUGCGGGAAGAAGUGACUUUCCUCUAUCAGAAGCUCCAGGCCCAGGAGGAUGAGAUCUCAGCGAACCUCUUGAAUAUCCAGAAGAUGCAGAAAACACAGGUGAAGUGCCGAAAGGUUCUGACCAAGAUGAAGCAGCAGGCGUAUGAACCGUCUUCGUGGCCAGAAGCUGAGGAUGUGCCUGCAGAAGGCAGUGGCGGCUGGAAGGAUGACUUACAGAAGGAACUGAGUGACAUAUGGUCUGCUGUCCACAGCCUGCAGAGCUCCAUCGACUGCCUUGCCUUGUCCAUGGGCACCAGGCCCAGGACCUCCAGUCUCAGGGGCCACAAGGGACAGCGGUGCCCGAGUUCUCAGUAUCCUUCUUGGGACUCCGAUUCUGACUGGGAGAGACCUUACAGCAAGAGUGGAUCUCACCCUCCCGGUACAGACCCUCCUCAUCCCCUCUCCAUCCCUUAACAUCUGGCUCCCUUGUUAUUCCCACAGUGUAGGCCUUGAGGCUGGCACUCUGUCUGGGCAUCUGGUCCUUGGCUGGCCACCCUGAGUUCUGGUUAAAGCCAGACUGUGAUCUACCUUCUCUCCCCAUAGCUUGAGCAGCUGGGACUGCUUGCCCUGAAGACUCCUCCAGAGAGAAAAUAAACUAGCUGAGACCUUCCUCCACCCUGGACUUUUGCAUCUGCUGGUUUAAGAGUCUGGGGUCCUCCCUACGCUACCCCCAGCUAACUCCUUGGUUUCUCAGAGGAUGUAGAGACGGGGCACUUUUGAGGACGUGUGGGUCUAGUUAGGCCAUUGAGACAAGAUUUAGGGUGUGUCAUUGGGGCGUGUAAUCCAGCUUGGCAGGUAGAUAGAAGUAGGCAUAUCAACUCAAAGUUAGCACGGCAAGUCUGAGCCCAGCCUAUGCUAGAGAAAAACCUUGUCUCAAAAACACAGACGUGGCCUGCCAAAUAGCCUGAAGACCUGAGUGUGAUCCCUGGUCCCCACCAAUGGUAGGAGAGAACCAACUCAUGCGUGUUGUCCUCCAACCUCUAAAUACACGCAAAACAUGGCACACACCCCAAUAAAUAAAUGUAAUUUAAAAAUUUUAAAACACAAAAU